GGUUGAGUGAGUUGAGUCUGGGCGGAAAGAGGAAGCUGGUUAAAUAGGCUGCUAGGGUGACUACGAUGUAGCAACACUCUAACAACGGAGGAAUCGAUUUUGAAACAGAAUUAACAAAGCGGAAGACAUUUUAUAAAGACAAACGACCUUGUAGUUAUUUUUGACUGCAUUUACGUGGUGAACUUUCAAAACUUGAGUGUGUCACCUUUGUUACCAUAUAUCAGGAUGAAUGAGACCGUGCUCUUUGUCGAGGAAGAAGAGGCGGACAAGACAAAUCAGCAGGUUGAAGAGGACAAUGUCUCCAGGAAGAUGGUUACUGUCGACUGGGACCAAUGGGACAAGCUACUGCUGCCCUCUACACUGGACUCUGGUGUGCACAGUCUGGACACAGUGUAUGACAGAACCACUGUGAUGAUUGAACAAGACCCAGUGGGUUCUAGAACUGACAAUAAAGAGGAGGAAGAGGACCUGAUGAUGUACCUACAUGAGGGAUGUGAGACGGAGGGCCGUGGAGGUCUGGAAGACCACUGGCAGGCCAUGUCACAGGGGUACAUCCACCACACCAUCUCCCAGGACCAGAUCCAGUUCACCAUCAACCCUGGUUCCACACCCAUGCCACGGCACAUCCAGGGGGCCACCAUCACACUGCACUCUGAGUGCCCAGAUACCCACCACAGCGAGGUGAAGCGUUACCAGUGUCUAUACGAGGACUGUACUCGUACCUACAGCACAGCAGGGAACCUGCGGACCCACCAGAAGAGACACAGAGGAGAAUACACGUUUGUCUGCAACCAGUUGGGCUGUGACAAGGCCUUCCUCACCUCCUACAGUCUGAAGAUCCACGUCCGCGUUCACACCAAGGAGAAGCCCUUCGAGUGUGACCAACAGGGCUGUGAGAAGGCCUACAACACACUGUACAGGCUGAAAGCCCACCAGAGACUGCACACAGGGAACACGUUUAACUGCGAGUCGGAUGGAUGCACCAAGUACUUCACCACUCUGAGUGACCUGAGGAAACACAUCCGGACACACUCCAAGGAGAGGCCCUUCAGGUGUGACCAUCCUGGCUGUUACAAGGCGUUCACCUCUAGUGACCAUCUCCAAACACACAUCCUGGGACAAAUAGGUGAAGGUGAGCCACCCCUCCUUCAGGUGGACACAGAUGGUGAUAACUCCCUAAGCUCCUCCAACAGUCCGAGGGACAACAUCAAAGGUCACAACCCUGGACCGUCAGCCGACAUAAUUCACAGCCACUCCCUCUCAGACGAUUUGAAUCCUCGCUCCCCAUGUCUCAGUGAUAUGAGCCUGAUUUCCACUGCUUCUCAGCUCCGAGAAAGUAAUUCUGAUGCCCUGGACCUGGUGUUUGAGUUGCUGUUUCAAGACAAGCCCCAGACACAGGAUGUGUCAUCGGUGGCAGUGCCCUCAUAUAGUUUGGAGAACCCAUCUCUAACCGUGGUGCUUUCAGAAGCAUCUCAACCUUUCAUUUCUACCUGUCCUGAACCCUCUGACUCUACCCCUAGUGAACCCCGUCCUGUACCCCUCACCCCUGGGUGUAUCCCGAGUGAACCCCGUCCUGUACCCCUCACCCCUGGGUGCACCCCUGGUGAACCCUGUCCAGUUCCUGUUUCUCCCAUGAUCAGUGAUACACCUAAACAUGAGGUGAUUCCAGAACAGCCAUCCAAUCAGAGCCUACUACAACAGCUAGCCUCAUCCCUCCAUUCCCAACCAGGCUCCACUCAGAGCGUACUAUCACAGCCAACCACCACCCUCCAUUCCCAACCAGGCUCCACCCAGAGCGUACUAUCACAGCCAACCACCACCCUUCAUUCCCAACCAGGCCAAACCCAGAGCGUACUACUACAGCCAGCUGCCAUGUCCUCCAUCUAUUCUCAACCAGGCCCAUACCCUCCACCCUCCAGCUGCUCCCUCCAGGCCCCACUAACACCCCUCUCCCUGGGGUACUCUACUCCUCCUACGGUCCCUGCCCACAGUAACAUCCAGUCCAUCACCUUGUCCACUCAGAACCUCCAGUGGCUGUUGAACAGUAUCAAUGACCCGAGGCAGCAGGACAUGCAGACACAACUAUCUCAACAACACAGUGGCUCGACACUAGAGAAGCUCUAUUUCACCACAGAAAUACCAAUGGGAGGGAACACAGGGACAGCUCUGCAGCAGAUAGGCCUGAGUCUGCCUGUCAUCGUAAUUAGACAGGGAGAGUCAUGCCAGUGUCGGUGCCCCUGCAGAGACGGCGGCGCAGCAUCAGACACAGAGAAACAGACUGGUGCCCAGUUCCUUCAGUCCCAGGACCUAUCAACCCAGGACCCACCCCCCCAGCCCCAGGACCCACCACCCCAGCCCCCUCCGCCCCAGGACCCACCACCCCAGCCCCUCAGCCCCAGGACCCACCACCCCAGCCUACUCCACCAUAGCAUCCUCAACCUCCACCUGUACAUCCCCCAUGAAAAUUCAAGUCAACAUUUUUAUUACUGGAGAAACUGUUCCUGUUCCUUAUCCAACUGAGGUGUCUCUAUGCACUGUGCUGUGUACUUAACUCUUUUUGUUGUUAAUACCUAGUUCAAGAUCAGGUCUCCAUACCCUGUCCCCAUAACCUCAAUCAAUAGUAACCCAACCAACUCCAGACUGGUUGCUGAGGGUAGAAAGCAAUCACGUGCUGCAUUUCAGUGUGGAUCAGGUCAAGUCUGGUAGCAGACUAGCGGUCUAUUAUGAAUUGGGCUUGAACAGUGGCUGGCUGCUGAAUGUAGUGUGGAAAAUGGUUGACUAGAGCACAAAUCCUCUGUAGCAACAUUCCUCUUUACAUCCAGUCCCACUGGAAACAUGAAAGGUGACAUUUAUUUUUGAUGGCGCAGAAAGGUAAAGCACUGUUAAAACAGACUAUCACUCCCCAAGCAGUACUUAACAUUGCAUUUUUUGCCAAAUGUGUGUGGAAUGCAAAUGAUUGUGGCAUCGCGUGCGUCAUGUAUCCGUACCGUUUCAUUCUGAAUCUGCAAAUGAUCUCUGUGUAUUCAAGGAUGUCGAAUACUGGGAGAUGUGAGUAGCAAAUGCUGCUCUAACAAUGCAGUGCAGUACAUUUAGACACUAGCAAACUAACCUGGCAAUGCACAAAUAUUAGUUUUUUCUUCAACGUUUUCUUCAAUGUUCACAAUAUAAGUGUUUUUCACAUGUCAUUUUUUAUGUAAUGUCAUCAUCUGUAACUGUUUUACUUACUGACAUGUUGACCAGAUGGACAGGUUAGCUGAGGUGUCUUCAUCAGGCUCCCUGUGGAGGAGCUCUGAAGAGUAACUGUUUUACUUACUGACAUGUUGACCAGAUGGACAGGUUAGCUGAGGUGUCUGCAUCAGGCUCCCUGUGGAGGAGCUCUGAAGAGUAACUGUUUUACUUACUGACAUGAUGACCAGAUGGACAGGUUAGCUGAGGUGUCUGCAUCAGGCUCCCUGUGGAGGAGCUCUGAAGAGUAACUGUUUUACUUACUGACAUGAUGACCAGAUGGACAGGUUAGCUGAGGUGUCUGCAUCAGGCUCCCUGUGGAGGAGCUCUGAAGAGUAACUGUUUUACUUACUGACAUGUUGACCAGAUGGACAGGUUAGCUGAGGUGUCUGCAUCAGGCUCCCUGUGGAGGACCUCUGAAGAGUAACUGUUUUACUUACUGACAUGAUGACCAGAUGGACAGGUUAGCUGAGGUGUCUGCAUCAGGCUCCCUGUGGAGGAGCUCUGAAGAGUAACUGUUUUACUUACUGACAUGUUGACCAGAUGGACAGGUUAGCUGAGGUGUCUUCAUCAGGCUCCCUGUGGAGGAGCUCUGAAGAGUAACUGUUUUACUUACUGACAUGUUGACCAGAUGGACAGGUUAGCUAAGGUGUCUGCAUCAGGCUCCCUGUGGAGGAGCUCUGAAGAGUAACUGUUUUACUUACUGACAUGAUGACCAGAUAGACAGGUUAGCUGAGGUGUCUGCAUCAGGCUCCCUGUGGAGGAGCUCUGAAGAGUAACUGUUUUACUUACUGACAUGAUGACCAGAUGGACAGGUUAGCUGAGGUGUCUGCAUCAGGCUCCCUGUGGAGGAGCUCUGAAGAGUAACUGUUUUACUUACUGACAUGAUGACCAGAUGGACAGGUUAGCUGAGGUGUCUGCAUCAGGCUCCCUGUGGAGGAGCUCUGAAGAGUAACUGUUUUACUUACUGACAUGAUGACCAGAUGGACAGGUUAGCUGAGGUGUCUGCAUCAGGCUCCCUGUGGAGGAGCUCUGAAGAGUAACUGUUUUACUUACUGACAUGAUGACCAGAUGGACAGGUUAGCUGAGGUGUCUGCAUCAGGCUCCCUGUGGAGGAGCUCUGAAGAGUAACUGUUUUACUUACUGACAUGAUGACCAGAUGGACAGGUUAGCUGAGGUGUCUGCAUCAGGCUCCCUGUGGAGGAGCUCUGAAGAGUAACUGUUUUACUUACUGACAUGAUGACCAGAUGGACAGAUUAGCUGAGGUGUCUGCAUCAGGCUCCCUGUGGAGGAGCUCUGAAGAGUAACUGUUUUACUUACUGACAUGAUGACCAGAUGGACAGGUUAGCUGAGGUGUCUGCAUCAGGCUCCCUGUGGAGGAGCUCUGAAGAGUAACUGUUUUACUUACUGACAUGUUGACCAGAUGGACAGAUUAGCUGAGGUGUCUGCAUCAGGCUCCCUGUGGAGGAGCUCUGAAGAGUAACUGUUUUACUUACUGACAUGAUGACCAGAUGGACAGGUUAGCUGAGGUGUCUGCAUCAGGCUCCCUGUGGAGCUCUGAAGAGUAACUGUUUUUUAAUGUACAAAAAUCCACUUGAUUGUCUCUCUUUGAAUGUUCUGCAUUAUUGAACUAGCUUAAUGGGCUUCCUGUUUUUAAGUGCUUUGGUUUGGAACUCUGAGUGGCAGAAUUCCCUCGACAACAUCUCCCCAGCCAACCCUGCUGCCUUUAGGUACAUUUCCUCUCUGUCUGUAUCUGUCUCUGUCUCUCGUGCCUUUCUUUUUUCUAGUGUGACUUUCUGUCCCUGGACAAUGUUUUCACAUGACCUCAAUAUUCUCAAAGUGUCACUGAGUUAACAGAAGGAAACAUGUUUUUCCUAGCUUGCUUCUACUUCGCUGGCCUGAUGGACCCAUGCAGGAGGAUCAGAUGGUGAUGGAUUCAAGAUUGAAAAAGCUCUGUAUGGAUUAUGCUCAUUUAGAAUCUGAACUGAUAUACUUUGUUUCACCAUUGUAGAAUGAAUAUCAGUUUGGAUUCCAGGCUAAGAGGAUGCUAGUAGCAAGGAACAACAGGCUUUCUAAAUGUAAAUGACUUCCUUAUUUACGCCCUCAUACUGUCUUGUCAGUCAAUUCUAUUUUCAUACUUCUCUCUCUCUUUGAUUCUCUGUCCCUUUCUCUCCCCUCUCAGUUCACUGCCCUUCUACGGUUGACAUUCUGAGGUACGAACCAGGAAGCUAUAAUGGUAUGAAUGCAUCAUCUGAUCUGUCACCUGGCACUAGAAGGAUCGGUGAUGAGGAGUGUCAGGGCCGGCCGUCGCACGGUGCUGUGAAGCCUGACAUUUCUAACCUCACCACGCCUGGUUGGUUUGGUGUUAACGGCUAAUGUGUUUGGGCAGUGUGGGUAUGGAGCAGGACAGAGACUCAACACUGGCCCCAUGGUUUCUAUUUGUCCUGAGCUGAGUAGUAAAGUAGCUAGUGCAGUGUGUUGAGAAGGGACCGGGCAGCCUGCUACGGCUUGACAAUGAUAGAAGAGCGUGUUACAGGACAGGCUCCUUCCCAGAUGUUUGGGUCUGACCCUUGCUGAUUCGGUUGAGUCGAAACCACCCUAUUUCAAACACACCAAAGAUUCCCACAUAGUAACCAGACAAUACGUUUAUUUUUCACCAUUUAAAAGUAUUACAGGAAAGAACAAGUCCUCAAUGUCAGAAUGUCUCCAAGCUCACCCACACUACACAACCCCAGUGGCUAUAUCAUUACUGUGGCGAUCAUCACAACAGAACUCAUCUGAAAGGAAUAGACUUAAGUCACUCAAAACAGGCUAUUUCUUGGCACUAACAUAAGUUGACUUAAACCAACCAAUGAAACUUUGUACAAAAGUAUGUGUUGUGUAUUCAGAUGUAAAAAAAAAAAUAAUAAUUAAAAAACAGGCAUCGGGAUAAAAUUCA
Molecule: messenger RNA, 6163 nt
Organism: Oncorhynchus tshawytscha (Chinook salmon)
Lineage: Eukaryota; Metazoa; Chordata; Actinopteri; Salmoniformes; Salmonidae
Product: metal regulatory transcription factor 1
Exons: 11
Coding region: 226-2520 (764 amino acids)
Biological process (GO): positive regulation of transcription by RNA polymerase II; central nervous system development
Cellular component (GO): nucleus
Molecular function (GO): DNA-binding transcription activator activity, RNA polymerase II-specific; RNA polymerase II cis-regulatory region sequence-specific DNA binding
Source: RefSeq, a predicted model, not a curated record